AUGUCUAAUCUGUCCAAUAUUCGUGAGGAGAUCCUCAAAGACAAUGCCAAACGUAUCAUCAUCCGAGUAAAAACAAAAGGAUCGGAGGACUGCCGGGACACCGCUUACAGAAUUGUUGGUGAAAUUUUUCCAGACUGGAAACAGGACAACCGUAUCUUGUUUCUCGCUAUCCAAGUAUGGGGUAAUCGGAUUUUUGUCAACGUUGAUGUCAAUGGCGACAACUACAACUACGACACGGCGCACAAGGACCAGACCGUUCUUCCCGUCCGUGGCUGUGCAGUUAGCGGAACUGCAUCGGGUUACUGGAUAUGUGCGGAGAUCCCAUUCUACGAAAAUCGCAACUCGCAUGUUGUGCACGCCAAUCCGCGCGAGUAUCUCAAGUGA
This is a messenger RNA of Aspergillus luchuensis, 384 nucleotides long. RefSeq lists its product as uncharacterized. The transcript is spliced from 2 exons. The coding region runs from base 1 to 384 and encodes 127 amino acids. Lineage: Eukaryota; Fungi; Ascomycota; Eurotiomycetes; Eurotiales; Aspergillaceae. The record is from RefSeq and is a predicted model, not a curated record.